This is a messenger RNA of Balaenoptera musculus (blue whale), 4016 nucleotides long. It is a transcript of the gene PPIE, whose product is annotated as peptidylprolyl isomerase E. Gene Ontology annotation, biological process: protein folding; protein peptidyl-prolyl isomerization. The record is from RefSeq and is a predicted model, not a curated record. Bases 198 to 905 code for a protein of 235 amino acids. Gene Ontology annotation, cellular component: intracellular membrane-bounded organelle. Gene Ontology annotation, molecular function: peptidyl-prolyl cis-trans isomerase activity; RNA binding. Lineage: Eukaryota; Metazoa; Chordata; Mammalia; Artiodactyla; Balaenopteridae. The transcript has 10 exons.
GAGCAAGAUGGCUACUACCAAGCGAGUGCUGCGGGCUGGCAGAGGAGGUGGAUGACAAAGUUCUUCAUGCUGCUUUUAUCCCUUUUGGAGACAUCACAGAUAUCCAGAUUCCUCUGGAUUAUGAAACGGAAAAGCAUCGAGGAUUUGCUUUUGUUGAAUUUGAGUUGGCAGAGGAUGCUGCAGCAGCUAUCGACAACAUGAAUGAAUCUGAGCUCUUUGGACGGACAAUUCGUGUCAAUUUGGCAAAACCCAUGAGGAUUAAGGAAGGCUCUUCCAGACCAGUUUGGUCCGAUGACGACUGGUUGAAGAAGUUUUCUGGGAAGACUCUUGAGGAAAAUAAAGAGGAAGAAGGGUCAGAGCCUCCCAAAGUGGAAACCCAGGAGGGAGAGCCCGCCGUAAAAAAGGCCCGGUCAAACCCUCAGGUGUACAUGGACAUCAAGAUUGGGAACAAGCCAGCAGGCCGCAUCCAGAUGCUCCUGCGUUCAGACGUCGUUCCCAUGACAGCAGAGAAUUUCCGCUGCCUGUGCACCCACGAGAAGGGCUUUGGCUUCAAGGGCAGCAGCUUCCACCGCAUCAUCCCCCAGUUCAUGUGCCAGGGCGGCGAUUUCACCAACCACAAUGGCACUGGGGGCAAGUCCAUCUACGGGAAGAAGUUUGACGAUGAAAACUUUAUUCUCAAACACACGGCACCAGGCCUGCUCUCCAUGGCCAACUCUGGCCCAAACACCAAUGGCUCCCAGUUCUUCCUGACAUGUGACAAGACGGAUUGGCUGGAUGGCAAGCAUGUGGUAUUUGGGGAGAUCACGGAAGGCCUGGAUGUUUUGCGGCAGAUUGAGGCCCAGGGCAGCAAGGAUGGGAAACCCAAGCAGAAGGUCAUCAUCUCCGACUGUGGGGAGUACGUGUGAGAGGGGAGCUGUCAGCCCGGGGAAACCGGCAGCCAAGGUGUCCCGUUUGCAGCAAGCAGUGCUUUGUGUCCUGCCCGCACUUGGGUCAGCGUGGGGCAGCUCCUCUGCAGGCACAGCCUGGGCCGCCUCUGGCUCUUCCCCAAGUGGGGCCGUGGGCCAGGAUGCUGCCCUCCCCACCGUGACGGCUGUGCGUGCCCUUUCCAGGCCAGGGCCUCUCCUGGGCCCACUUGUGUGGAUCCUAGACCGUUUCCUUCUGGUAAAAUAAAUUCUAGUUUUGUACUGCUGCCUCCAGCUAGUUCCUGGGAGUUUGUCAGAGGUUACAUCUAAGCUAAACUGUCCCCCAAGACAGGUUGGUGAAGGAUAGGAAAUAGUGGUCUUCCCCACAGCUUUCUUUCUUCCUCCGACAAUUCCCUGAGAUGUCGGGUGAUAUAUCGUCAAGCCAGAUACCCUUGUCAGACCAUUGUCAAGAACCGUGGUAUUUGGGGAGAUCACGGAAGGCCUGGAUGUCUUGCGGCAGAUUGAGGUGGGUGGCUGCCCGGGCCCCCGGGGAAUCAAAGACAGUGGAAAGUUCCUAUCUAUAGUGCCUCCACUCCCAAAUCAUUCUGCCAGUCUCGUAGCCAGUGGGUGUACUGCUCAGUCUCCGUGAUUCAUUUGCUUAUUUGCUCACUUUCAUUCUACAGGUUUUUAAAUGAUAUUUUAUUACUCAAAAUGCCUUCUCCAUGCAGGUGCUGUACCUAUUUGUCAGGAGACAAGAGGUCAGCAACCCGUUGGGUUCUAAUCCAGCCCACUACCUGUUUUUGUGAAUCAAGUUUUAUUGGGUCAUAGCCACACCCAUUUGUUUACAUAUUGUCUGUGGCUGCUUGCUCACUGCAGUGACAGAGUUGAGUAAUUGGUGACAGAUACUGUAUGGUCCCUGUAUUAGAGUUCCCAGAGAAACGGAACCAAUAGGGUGUGCGUGUGUGUUCAUAGAGAAAGAGAUUUAUUUCACGGAAUUGGCUCUGCAGUCAUGCUGGCUGAGAAGUCUGAUAGCUGCAGGGCAGGCCAGCAGGCUGGAGCCCCAGGAAAUAGUUGAUGUUGAAGCUUGAGUCCAAAGGCCGUCUGGAGGCAGAAUUCCUCUUUCCUCAGGUGAUCCCAGCCUUUCUGUCUUAAGGCCUUCAAUUCAUUGGAUGAGGACCACCCACGUUAUGAGGCAGUCAUCUGCUUUACUCCAAGUCUACUGAUGUAAAUGUCAAUCACAUCUGAAAAAUACCUUCACAGCAACAUCCAGACUGGUGUUUGGCUAAAAAGUUAAUACCAUGGCCUAGCUAUAGACACAAAAUUAACCAACACCGUCCCAAAGCCUAAAAUUUUUACUAUCUGAACCUUUGCAGAAAGUUUGCUGACCACUGAUGAGACAAGUGGUCUCACCCAUGCCGAGCUCACAGUCUGGUCCCUGUGUCCAGCCACUUCCUGGAGCUCAAGUCAGGCUGGCUUCUCUCUGCUCCCCCUCCAUGGACUGGUCAGCCAAGCGCCUUUAAAGAAAUCCUGACCUACUGAAGGCACUGAGCAGAGACUGAGCCCUGUAGCCACUAGAUACCUCCCUGUGGGGUGGGUUACUCAGACCAUUCAGAGUCUACCCGGCUGGGCUUUUACAUGUUGAGUAGAAAUCUGGACGAGGCAGGAGUGUGGCCUGUUGUCCCCUGGCCCUGGUGGCCCCAGGAGAGCUCCUGCUGAGGGAUGAUGGCACUCUGGCUCUACCUCUGGCUCCCAUGUGCCGAGUGGACUCCUGGCCCUCAGCUGAGCCCCCUUUGCUGCAGUUGACCAGGUUUCUGUCUGCUCGGGCCUCAGAUGUACCACAGUGACCCCUGAUCCUUAUGGAGCUGCCGAAAGAGACCCCCCACCUCAAGGCCCAGGCGCCCCCUCUGAGUGCAGACUGUGGCCGUCACAGGUCAGUCUGCCUGACUGCCCACAGCGUUAGGGCAGGCUUUAGUGAAGCAGGGUGAUGGCAGUGACUUCAGGGCUUUUAUAAGAGCCAAGAAAGGAUAUGUAUGAGGAGCUUAGUACAGCCAGCCCUCCAAGAGAGGACCGACUCCUGAUAGCCUAGGGAGGUUGAGACCAGCCAGCAGCUUGGGAAGCUCAGUGGGUUUGGAGCUACAGUGGCCUUCCCAGUGCCCCUCUGGGUGUCCACAGGUGUUAACUCACUGUUUCCACACCAGAACCUUGUGCAGAGGUCAACCAAGGCUCAGGUGACAUGACUGUUCAGGUCACCCAGGAUGACGUGGCAGAGCUGGGGUCGGAAGCGUGGCCAUCUCCCCAUCGGUCGUAAUGGAGUCCUGGGGUGUUUCCUGAGCUCUAGCCUCAGUCUACAGCAGGACAACCCCAGGCCUGUGGGAGACAGUCAUGGUCUCCAUGGUUGGUCUGGGCCCUACUCUGCCAGGCAGGACGGGGAGCCCAGAGUCUGGGGAGCAGUGGCCUAGCCACCUCGCUCAACCAGUCACAGCACAGCACUGACCCUCUGUUGCUCAGGAGGGCUCUGGCCUGUGGGAAGUGGACCCAGGGCGCUGUGGGGCCUUUGCUGCAGGCUGAAGGUCAAAGCUGCCUUCCUGGGACUGCCUGGCCUCCCCGUCCUCGUUUCCAUUGCUCUGUUGCUCCAGCACCAGGACUGAGAACACGGGGCUUGGCUUUGCUCAUGCAUCCCCUCACUAGCUCCUCCAGGGCCGGGCCCCAUCUGUGCAGGCCCUGUGACAGCUGCAUGGAGGAACAGACCCGGGGGUGUAGCCCCGGGACCAGUCCUGUGACUGCUGGACUUCCUCACAGCGUGUCUGCUCCAGAUGCUGCCAGCACAAGAAAGAGGUUGUGGGACCUACUUUUUAGUGGUGAAAACUGAGUCUUAACGGAGUUCAGGUGAUGGAAAACUAGACAGCCAUAUUUUCAAAAAAUAUUUAUUAACGGGGAAAAUUACACCAUAUAAUAAAGUGGGAAAAGCACAUCUAAAGCAGUUUAUAUAAUACAGUAUGAUCCCAAUUUUGUACAAAUACCUAUCUGUAAUAUGUAAACAUCUAUGUUUUAUAUGUAUUCUAAGAAAAAAGCCUAGAAAUAAAUUUAACAAAAUAUUUCUAGCAUGUUUAUCUG